Messenger RNA from Linum tenue, 877 nucleotides. Lineage: Eukaryota; Viridiplantae; Streptophyta; Magnoliopsida; Malpighiales; Linaceae. The record is from the annotation of a GenBank genome assembly.
CCGCUGAUGAGCUGCGUCGUCUUCGGCUCCUUCGUCGUCUGUUACCUCGCGGCGUUCUCGAUCUCCUGCUUGCCGGUACUCGUCACACGAAAAUGGAUAACAAAAAUGGAACCAAGCCGGAGGCUUUCCUUUCACCACUUCCUCCUUCCCAUCUCUACUUCCUUUCACAGGGAUGGUAACAAUGGAGCAAGAAGGUCAAGAAGAAGAAGAAGAAGCCAACGCAUGCAAAAGCAAAAGCAGCAGCAGCUGGGAAGAAGACAUGUACUGGACUCACUUCAAGUUCACCCAUUUCUUCCGAUUACUGCAUGCCGGCUUCCACCGCACCCUUGCACUGCCUAAUAAAUUUUCCGGCCGGUUGAAAUCCAAAUUACCGGAGACCGUCACUCUGACGGGUCCGAGCGGAGCCAAUUGGACCAUCAGAUUGACCACCACGACCUCCGCCGCCGACGCCCAGAGCACCGUGUGCUUCAGUCGCGGAUGGAGCGAAUUUGCGGCCGACAAUUCGCUCCAGGUCGACGAUCUGUUGGUGUUCAAGUACAACGGCGAGUCCCGUUUCGACGUUCUGAUCCUCGAAACCCAAACAUCCUGCGAGAAUCCCGCCGCUUAUUUCGCUAAGAUGCGUGAAAUUAGCGGCGAGCCGAAGGGGAGCCCCGAGGUCUCGGUGCUGCGGGUCUUCAUCGCCAGCCCUUUAUUGAUGACCAGGCACACAAGUUCCGCAGGCAUGAUCUGCUGCUGUAAGCAUUCUAUUCAGUCUCUCUUUGCCGGAAUACAAGAACCAAAGUAUGCUCAAGUUCCAUCGAAUACGGAUAGCAGCGAAAUCAACUACCUAGGAUUAAUCUGUGCUUGCUGCGCGAUCAUUCUCGAUCAAGAGAAUAUC